CUUUCUAUAGUUAGAUCAGAGAUACUUUAGCUCAGGAUUUUUCUUCUUUUUAUCGCAUAUUACAUGAUUUUGUUGUUGUUGUUGAUGAGAUUUGUGGUGUAUUGAUACUCAGAAAGGGUUUUCUGGUCAAGUGGAGAUGGAAAAUUUGGAGACGAAGACCGUAGAUUCAUCGCAGUGCGUUCGAGUCGCGGUUAACAUCCGUCCAUUGAUUACUUCCGAGGUUUUGUUUGGCUGUACGGAUUGUAUUUCCGUUGUUCCGGGUGAACCACAGGUGCAAAUCGGUUCACAUUCAUUCACAUAUGAUUAUGUUUAUGGUGGCACGGGAUCUCCUCCUUCCAUUUACGAAGAUUGUGUUGCUCCAUUGGUAGAUGCACUCUUCCACGGCUACAAUGCUACCGUCCUUGCUUAUGGGCAGACUGGUUCUGGCAAAACAUACACAAUGGGAACCAAUUAUACAGGGGAAGGAAGUAGCUUUGGUAUUAUCCCCAAGGUCAUGGAUAGUAUUUUCAAAGGAGUCUCCAGUAAGAAAUCUAACACAGAAUUCUUAAUUAGGGUCUCUUUUAUCGAGAUAUUCAAGGAGGAGGUGUUUGAUUUACUUGACACGAGUUCAACAAGUUUCUCUAAGAACGAAGGGGCAGCUCCUUCGAAGCCUGCUGGGCCUGUAAGAGCUCCGAUUCAAAUUAGAGAAACUGCGAAUGGAGGGAUAACACUUGCUGGUGUGACCGAAGCAGAGGUUCAAACAAAGGAAGAGAUGUCAUCGUAUUUGACUCGUGGUUCUUUAUCUCGGGCUACUGCUAGUACUAAUAUGAAUAGUCAGUCAAGCCGCUCACAUGCUAUCUUUACAAUAACCAUGGAGCAAAAAAAGAUUGUUAACUGUCCAAAUGGAACAACCACUGAUGAUUUUGGAGAUGAAAUUCUUUGUGCAAAAUUACACUUGGUGGACCUUGCAGGUUCUGAGCGAGCUAAGCGAACGGGUGCUGAUGGCAUGCGCUUUAAAGAAGGCAUUCAUAUAAACAAGGGUUUACUGGCUCUUGGCAAUGUGAUAAGUGCCUUGGGAGAUGAGAAGAAGCGGAAAGAAGGUGGCCACGUUCCUUAUCGUGAUAGCAAAUUAACGCGCUUAUUACAGGAUUCUCUCGGAGGAAAUAGCAAGACAGUGAUGAUAGCUUGUGUUAGUCCUGCCGACACAAAUGCCGAGGAGACAUUGAACACAUUAAAGUACGCAAACCGUGCUCGUAACAUCCAAAACAAGGCAGUUAUCAAUCGUGAUCCAAUGGCGGCCCAAUUGCAAAGAAUGAGGAGCCAAGUUGAGCAAUUGCAAGCUGAGCUUUUAUUUUAUCGUGGUGAUGCCGGUACUCCUUAUGAGGAAUUACAGAUCCUUAAAAAGAAAGUGUCUUUACUUGAAGCAAGCAAAGAGGAGCUUCAACGGGAGUUGCAAGAGCGUCAAGUUACUUGCGAACAUUUAACACAGCGAGCUUUUGAAGCUCAGGUUGAGAAAGAUAAACUAGCCAUGAAAAUUGAAAUGGCUCGAAAUGGAAAAUCUUGGGAUGAAGUCGACUUUCAGUCAGAGCAGGAUCAUGACUUGUUGAAAAAUUAUGUCUCCAAAAUUCAAGAGCUAGAAGGAGAAUUGUUGCAGUUAAAGAAUUCGAACAAUAGAAAACAUGGGUUUAUUGAUUGUGCUGACUCGGAUGAUGAUGAAUUUCGCUCUAAGAAUGUACUAUUUCCUUGUAGCAAUGAGUAUUCUGAUUAUGAUUGCAAAAUUGGGGACAUAACAGAUGAUAUUGUUGAUCAUGAGAAGGAGCAAGAACAUUCUUCUGUUCAAGAAAAAUUGGACCGUGAACUGAAAGAAUUGGAUAAGGAACUUGAACAAAAGGAGGCCGAAAUGAAGCGAGUUGCAAGUGGUAAUACCUCAGUUCUUAAACAACAUUAUGAGAAAAAAGUUCAUGAGUUAGAACAAGAGAAGAGAGUUUUACAGAGAGAGAUUGACGAAUUAAGACACAAUCUUGCAAAUAUAUCAUCUACUACUGAUGACGGAGCUCAGAAGUUGAAGGAAGAUUACUUGCAGAAGUUGAAUCUUCUUGAAUCACAGGUGUCCGUGUUGAAGAAAAAACAAGAUGCUCAAGCGCAGCUGUUGAGACAAAAACAGAAAAGUGACGAGGCAGCAAAACGACUACAAGACGAGAUUCAGAGAAUAAAAACUCAAAAGGUUCAACUUCAACAUAAGAUCAAACAAGAGUCUGAGCAAUUUAGGUUAUGGAAAGCGUCUCGAGAGAAAGAAGUUCUCCAGCUUAAGAAAGAGGGAAGGAGAAAUGAGUAUGAGAUGCAUAAGCUAUUAGCUUUAAAUCAAAGGCAAAAAAUGGUUUUACAACGAAAGACAGAAGAAGCCUCUAUGGCUACAAAAAGGCUAAAAGAGCUUUUAGAAGCUCGGAAAGCUUCUUCACGUGAGACUUCUGGUGCUGGAAGUAUCAAUGGUCCAGGAAUUCAGGCUCUGAUGCAAGCAAUUGAACAUGAGCUUGAAGUCACUCUACGGGUACAUGAAGUGCGCUCUGAAUAUGAGAGACAAAUGGAAGAGCGGGCUAGAAUGGCCAAGGAGAUUGCAAGGCUUAAGGAAGAAGCAGAGAUGUUGAAACAAGCAAAUUCAAGAGAUUGUCCUGAAACGAUGUCUCCUGGUGCAAGAAACUCACGGAUUUAUGCACUUGAAAAUAUGCUUUCUUCUUCAUCUAGCACCCUUGUUUCUAUGGCAUCACAAUUAUCAGAAGCAGAAGAGCGCGAACGGGGUUUUAGCGGCAGGGGUCGUUGGAAUCAAGUUCGGUCUCUUGCUGAUGCAAAGAAUUUGAUGAAUUAUCUUUUCAAUUUAGCAUCUUCAUCCAGGUGCUUGCAGCGCGAUACAGAAGUUGUAUGCAGAGAGAAAGAUUUACAAAUAAGAGAUUUGAAGGGAAAAAUUGUGAGUUUAAGUAGUUUGCUUAGAAAAUCAGAGAUACAAAAGGCUGAGCUUAUUCAUCAGGUGAAGUCUCAGAAUGUAGCUCUGAAACAUUAUUCCAAGGGAGGGCAUAAUUAUGACUUACGCAAACUGGAUCACCGGAGCUCAUUCAUUGUCUUUGAGGACAUGGAUACAUCCGACUCAGAGAAAUCAGAUACAGAAAAGUCAGAUGUGGAUUAUUCAAGUGAAGAGGAGACACCUAAGAGACAACGAGUUAAGAAAAGAGACUCUAAAACCAGAAACCAUUCUACCACUGGAUCUCAUCCAUCAAAUAACAGCGAUCGUGAGAGCCUAAACUUAGACAGCUCAGGGGAGGGAAUUGUUGCCGUUUGUGAUAAGAACAAUGCUACAAGAUCAGGAGUAUGCUGUUCUUGCACGAAGAGCUCAUCGUGCAAAACAAACAAAUGUCAAUGCCGCUCUUCUGGUGGGCUUUGUGGGAUUUCGUGUGGUUGCAUGGUCAGUAAAUGUGCCAAUCGAGAAGUCGACAAGUCGCAGCAGUCAAAUUUGGCUGAAGGGAUUGUUAAUGGUAUAGGGACUGAUGAAGCAGAGAAGGAUAGACUUCUUGCUUCUCAUGGGGCCAUGCUUCUACAGAAUGCGUUGGUCGAUAAACCUACCGAGACAAAUGAAGAUGGUGGUCCAAGAAGAAAAGCUCUUUCUGACAUUGGAAACACAGCGGCAAAACCUAAUGUACCAAAGCCUAACAAGAGAAAGAAAUGGAGGACACCUACGAUACAACUAGUUACCAAUCCUCCGCCGCCUUCAUCUCAGCCAGAAAGCAGUGAACAAUCACACUUACCGCCACCACAACCACAACCGCAAUCUCAGAAGCUAGAUAACAAUGCAAAUGGGACUGACAUUCCUGUAAAAUUACCAAGGGCAAUGCGGUCUGCCACCAUGACUAUUGGUGGCGAUUUAUUCAAAGAGAGGAAUGUUGAGAAAACAGAAGAAUCAAGUGUCAACAAAGAUACAGCUGGGGGGGCUCUGGCUCCUCCUAGAAGUCCUGUUAGGCAAAACAGGACAUCAGAUGAAAAGGAGAACUUUGGCCAUUAAAUAAUCAUAGUUUUAGUGAGUUUCUCACUCAUUGCUCAUGGCAUUGGUAACAUUGAUUGAUCUAAAUUUCUUAUUUUGUCAUAUUCUCCAAUGUUUCAUUGUUGUACUUGUAACACUUGCUCUUGUUUGAGUGAACAAAUGAAUGAAAUGCUUGGUAUCAUGUCUGUUCUAAGUUUAAACAAACACGUGAACUUGAACUUGUUUUUUUAAUACAUGUGUAUAUGUGAAAA
This is a messenger RNA of Humulus lupulus (European hop), 4257 nucleotides long. Its product is annotated as kinesin-like protein KIN-4C. Gene Ontology annotation, molecular function: microtubule motor activity; microtubule binding; ATP binding. The record is from RefSeq and is a predicted model, not a curated record. NCBI's taxonomy places the organism in Eukaryota, Viridiplantae, Streptophyta, Magnoliopsida, Rosales, Cannabaceae. The coding region runs from base 137 to 4027 and encodes 1296 amino acids. Gene Ontology annotation, biological process: mitotic spindle organization; microtubule-based movement. The transcript is spliced from 28 exons.